Molecule: messenger RNA, 1083 nt
Organism: Solanum verrucosum
Lineage: Eukaryota; Viridiplantae; Streptophyta; Magnoliopsida; Solanales; Solanaceae
Product: receptor-like serine/threonine-protein kinase At1g78530
Exons: 5
Coding region: 28-1083 (351 amino acids)
Biological process (GO): protein phosphorylation
Molecular function (GO): protein kinase activity; ATP binding
Source: RefSeq, a predicted model, not a curated record
ACUUGGUCUAACUACUUGCAGGACUAAAUGGCAAAUUCAAAAAAUAUUGCACUCUAUGUAACAAUAUGUGUGGUUUCUUUUAUCAUCUCGAAGAUUAUUAUGACAAUCGUCUGUUACCGUAGAUGGAAGAGAAAGCAAAUGGUUGUUCAAGACAGCUUAUCUGGUGGAAAGCUAGUGAUGUUUCAGUCGCCGAAAAUGAACACGUUGAAGUCCAACAUGUUCUUGAAAAGGACCAUGAAGCUGACUAACAAAGAUAUUAUAGGAUCAGGAGGCUAUGGAAUUGUCUAUAAACUGACAAUUAACGAAUCAAUUUCUUUCGCGGUAAAGAGGUUAAACAGAAUAAGUGCAGAACAAGACAGAGGUUUUGAAAGAGAGUUGGAGGCAAUGGGGGACAUAAAGCAUCGAAAUAUAGUGACACUUCAUGGAUACUACAGUACAACUCAGUACAACCUUCUGAUAUAUGAGCUUAUGACUAAUGGAAGUUUAGAUGAAGUACUUCAUGGAAAAUCGGCUGCCAGGAAGGUUUUGGAUUGGCCUUCAAGAUAUAAAAUAGCAGUAGGAGCAGCAAGAGGAUUAUCAUAUCUACAUCACGACUGCAUCCCUCACAUUAUCCACAGAGAUAUUAAGUCAAGCAAUAUCUUGUUGGAUCAUAACAUGGAGGCUCGAGUAUCUGAUUUUGGACUAGCCACUCUGAUGGAACCAGAUAAGACGCACGUUUCAACUUUGGUAGCAGGAACUUUUGGAUAUUUGGCUCCUGAAUAUUUUGACACCGGAAAAGCAACAGUAAAAGGAGAUGUUUACAGCUUUGGAGUUGUCUUACUGGAACUUCUAACUGGGAAAAAGCCAUCAGAUGAAGCAUUUUUGGAGGAAGGAACCAGGCUUGUAACUUGGGUGAAGACAGUUGUUCAAGAGAAAAGAGAAGAGUAUGUACUUGACAAAAACUUAGAAGAGUUUCCCAUAGAUGAAAUUAACCAUGUAUUUAACAUUGCAUUGAUGUGCCUUGAGGCAGAUCCAAGUAACAGACCUACUAUGGCACAAGUCAUUAUAAUGCUUGAGCAAAUAAAGAUAAAUGCUUUGGCAUGA